ACACAAUCUUCCAAUAUAUCACCUUUUUUUAACUACCCGUUUCUCUCUAACAUCAGCCUCAAAAUCAGCAGAGGGAGGUCGCAAUGUCUGCACAGGAGCGUUCACCGCAGGCGGAAUCCGAAUAUGUGCUCGUAGAACUAUCUGAAAUUCGUAAGGAAAUACAGUGCCCAAUUUGUCUUGGAAUCAUAAAGAAAACAAGAACUGCUAUCGACUGCUUGCAUCGCUUUUGCAGGGCAUGUAUUGAAAAAUCAAUACGACUAGGGAACAAUGAAUGUCCUGCUUGCCACAAGCAUUGUGCAAGCGGGCUUUCUUUGAGAGAUGAUCCAAAGUAUGAUGCUCUAAUUGAAGCUUUAUAUCCAAAUAUUGCUAGGUGUGGGGAGGAGGAGCUGGCUUUUGACGAUGAGGAUCCGAAUGGCAAUCAGCAGGUGGUGAGAUUUAUGGAGCUAGCUGUGGAAACUUACAGAUGUUUGCCUCUGUGUGCUUAAUUCCAUCCUGCUUAGUUUGGUGGUACUAAGUUCAGUAAAA
Messenger RNA from Carica papaya (papaya), 525 nucleotides. NCBI's taxonomy places the organism in Eukaryota, Viridiplantae, Streptophyta, Magnoliopsida, Brassicales, Caricaceae. The record is from RefSeq and is a predicted model, not a curated record.